Molecule: messenger RNA, 3016 nt
Organism: Arachis duranensis
Lineage: Eukaryota; Viridiplantae; Streptophyta; Magnoliopsida; Fabales; Fabaceae
Exons: 2
Coding region: 82-1674 (530 amino acids)
Cellular component (GO): intracellular membrane-bounded organelle
Source: RefSeq, a predicted model, not a curated record
GGAAAUCUCCUCAUUUAAGUUCUUCCAAUCAAUCAUAGAAAGAGAUCAAUCACUUCGUAUAUGUUAUGAUAAAGUCACAGGAUGAUAGUGAGUGACACACACACGCUGGUAACAAGCUCUUUCAGUUUAUCUGCUUCCUACAACCACAACUUGGAUGAGUCUUCAGAAAUCUUCACCUACUAUGGUCGCGCAGCCGAAAUAGGAAAACAUUGCAGCUCAUACUUAUCCUUGGCAUCUAAGUUAAGCCCUGAUGCCAAUAGAGGUAUCAAAAUCAAGAGAGAACUUUCUUUCAACUAUGGAGAUUGGGAGCAGGAGGAUGGACAUGCAACCUUGAUGCCAUUCAACCAAAGCAACAGGUUUGAACACAGUUUGGCCUUAAAACUAGUCUCUUUCAAAGUGGUGGACGUUAGUUCAGUCCCUCACUUUGAAAAUACAGUGAGUCUUGGAGGCAUAAUGUAUAUAGGCAUAUCUGGUGAAGGUCGAAAUUUUCGAACCCACAAAUGUUGUCCUUUCACAAAGAGGCCUGGCUUAUCUGUUCUCAAAAUUGCAUUUGAAGGUGUAUACUUACAAAGCAAUGAGAAUGGGAAUGAGCAUUUGAUGUGUCUCUUGGGAAACACAACUUUACCAGUACCAGUACCAGAACCAUUCAACUAUGAUUGUAAUGAUAAUCUUCUAGAUUACACUAUCAUACAAGAUGACCAGAUUUUACUUGUUCUUCGGUACCCUCAAACGUUCAAUUUGACAAGCAGAGUUGUAAGAGGCGAAAUGCAAAGCUUGAAGCAAGAAGGAAGCUUGGCAUACUUUGAUAAUGUUCAUAUUUCUUCCCAGCUGAGGCACUACUCCAGCUAUCAAUUCAGCUCUGAAUUGAAGUCCACAUCUUGUGAUCUUUAUCCAUAUCAACAAGAACUGACAACACAUGGAGCAAAAUCAUUGGAUGCUGGCUACGGCUUUUGCAGUUUUCUUGGGCAAGUUAUACAGCAACCUUUUGAUGUUCUCCAAAACUAUAAUGAUAGACAUGUUGCUAGCAAACUAGGCCCUUUCCAUCUUGGAAAAGAAUUUAGUUCCAAUUGGACUCAAGAAAACUUUAGGCUGCUUUUUCAGAUUCUUAUGUGUGAGGAGGAAGCAUCUACCAACGAUGUCCAAACUGCAAGAGUUUCUGCAGUUCUAAGAGCAUUCCCUGCAUCCUCUCCUAUAUAUGCAUGGCAAGAAAGAACAGGUCUCUCAGGCCUGACUCUAUUCGCAGAGGGAACUUGGAAUUCCGCAACAAGAAAACUUUGCAUGACUGGGUGUGUUAGUUCAGUGUUAGACUCAGAAGAAUGCAACUACCAGAUAUCUUUACACUUUCCAAAUGUGUUCUCCAUCAAACAGAGGAGUGUAAUGCUAGGUAGCAUAUAUAGCAUCAAAAAUGAAACAAACACGUCCUUCUUGCCUUUGUUGUUCGAUUCAUUAUGGCGCCCUUCGGAACUUAAGAACCUUGGUCUGUAUAACAAUCCGCAAUAUGAACAACAACAACAGCGCCUUAUCCCACUGGAUGGAAUUGGCUACAUGGAUCAAACGAAGCCAUUGCGCCCUAUCUUGUAUCAUGUCUACAAUGAGACUAUUUACACGUAUAACAAUCCAUACUAUAAUUACUCAAAGGUUGAGCUAGCUGCAGCAAACAAAAAGAAGAAUUAACCCUCCAAAUUGUUCACCUUUAUCAAGAAAUUGUUCCUGAAGUAUCCAACUCUGGUGGAUGGACAAGAUUUGCAUGCUUCAUUUGAUUUCCUCUCCAAUAAACUCAAUGUCCAGGGGAUUUCAAUUCAUCAUCAAUCCUUGAGCAACCAGAACUCAAGGGUCCUCAUACGGAUGGAAGUGCUUUCACUUGAGAUUUCAUAUCAACAUGAAACAACAGAACCAGAAGAGAAGAAUCUCUUUAAUAUAUCAUUGCAUAUGACUUUCUCUGAAAGAUAUUUUGAUGAAAAUGCAGUUACUUUCCCUUACUUCUUGGAAGGUAUUUAUGAUCCCUUAGCAGGUGAUAUGUAUCUGAUUGGUUGCAGAAAGGUUUCAUCAUAUGAUAAAAGCAGUGUUGAGCAUGGCCUAGAUUGUUUGGUGGAAGUUAAGGUUCAGUAUCCUUCUGAAUCAACAAGAUGGCUGAAGUUUCCCUCAGUUGAAAUGACCAUCACUAGCCAAAGGAGCAAAGAAGACGCGCUGCAUUUCGAGCCUAUCACUUUCAAAACUUCAAUUCCAUACGACAAGAGUGAACAAAACUAUGCCUUCAGGAAAAUCUUUGAAUGUGCUCUAAGGCUUCUCAUUUCCCUUGCAGCAGUAGCCAUAAUUUGGAGCCAACUUCAGUAUAUGAAUACAAAUGAAGGCUGCAUUCCUUAUAUGUCUCUUGGGACGCUUUCCCUGCUGAUGUUUGGUUAUGGUGCAGAGUUGAUAAGGACCAAUGAGCUCCUCUUUGGAUCAAAUGAAUAUUCUUUUAGAAAUUUUCCUUAUGGGUUCAAUGGGUAUCAACAAGCCUUGUUGGAAGCAUUGCAAACCUCAACAAGGUUUCUAGUGUUGGUUUCUUUCCUUCUCACUAUAAAGCAGUAUCAAAAGGUGUCAGAAGUUAAGAACAAACCUAUUGCCUAUUAUCUUUUACCUGCAAUGUUAAUGAUUAAUCCGAGGAUUCUGGCCUCAAAGAUGCAGGAUUUCUUCUUGAUGCCUCAAGUCAUUGAGAACAAAGCUUGGAGAUGUCAAGUGAAGUCUUUGAGGAAAACAUACUAUUUUGGACUCACAUUGCUGAGACUUGUUAUACAUUUCUAUGACUACAUCAGAGAUCCUUUGGUGGAUCCAUUUGUUAGUGAUGGUGGUGAUGCAUUCAUCAACAACCAAGUGGGAUCAGAUUUCUUUUCCAUUUUUGAUAUCAUGAUUCCCAUCAUUAUGGUUUUAUUUACAUGUGUGAUCAGCAUUCAACAAAGCUGGAAUUAUCUCAAGCCAAAAAGUCCUUGAAGUCUUUUUUUUCUGAAAUUAUUUCUUCCUUGUUUCCUUUGUGUUC